Molecule: messenger RNA, 561 nt
Organism: Candidula unifasciata
Lineage: Eukaryota; Metazoa; Mollusca; Gastropoda; Stylommatophora; Geomitridae
Source: the annotation of a GenBank genome assembly
AUGUCGCCUAAAACAUGGAACGGGCAGCUCUUCUGCAUCUUCUACGCGGUCAUUGGUAUUCCCAUGUUCGCUACAGUACUGGUUGGAACUGGAGAAAGGCUGCAGAUACCCAUAAAAAAAGUGCACAAAGGGAGACCGUGGCUGAAGAACAACGCGUCUAGAGAUGAGAAACUCAAGUCGAUAGUACUUUUGUCAGUGGGGACGUGUUUGCUGGUAUUUAUCCCAUCACUUGUAUUCGAUGUCACACAGAACUGGAGUUAUCUAGAGUCUGUGUAUUACACUGUUAUCACGUUAACUACAGUUGGGUUUGGAGACUUGGUACCAGGUUAUUUCGAAAAACCAGCUGAGACACAAACAAAGAAAGAAAACGUGUACAGAGUCAUUCUAGGUUUGUGGAUACUUCUUGGUUUGUCGUGGGGAGCUUUGAUACUUAGUGAAAUAGGUUCACUGUUACAGUCAGAAAUAACAUCAGCAGCUAAUCAAACCCAACAAAAACUCAGUGACCUGGAGCACAUAGUCAGAAAAAAGGCCAAGGAAACAAGGGAUAAAAUAGUCAGAAAG